Messenger RNA from Saccharomycopsis crataegensis, 924 nucleotides. Its product is annotated as short-chain dehydrogenase/reductase. The record is from RefSeq and is a predicted model, not a curated record. The transcript is spliced from 2 exons. Bases 1 to 924 code for a protein of 307 amino acids. Gene Ontology annotation, molecular function: oxidoreductase activity, acting on the CH-OH group of donors, NAD or NADP as acceptor. NCBI's taxonomy places the organism in Eukaryota, Fungi, Ascomycota, Saccharomycetes, Ascoideales, Saccharomycopsidaceae.
AUGAGCUUCCCAUAUCUUAGUAUGCCUAUCCUAAGACAUUUGGAGCAUUCAGGUGCUUUUGGAGAAGUGCUAGAUCCAACCAAGGAUAUCAUUUUGAUCACCGGGGGAUCCAACGGACUUGGAAAACAGUUGGUGCAAUGUUUCCAUAACGCUGGGAUAACCGUGAUUGUGUUUGACAGCGUGGUUCCUGCAAAACAAGACGACGCUGAGGGCGACAACAUUUGGUACUUCCAAUGCGAUAUCAGCAAUAAAAACAAAAUCCUUGAAAUGAAGCAAAUUAUAGAUAAUGAUAUUGGCCCGGUAACGGUGUUGAUCAACAAUGCUGGAAUUAUGCGAGGUAAACCGUUGACGGAAUUAUCGUUCGAAGAGAUUGAAACCAUGAUAAACGUCAACUUAUUGUCGAAUUUUUACAUAGAUAAGAUAUUUUUACCCGAUAUGAUCGAGAAUAAGAGAGGGUACAUUGUAACGGUUGCGUCAGUAUUAGGUUACAUGUCACCAGCAAAGUUGAGUGCCUAUGGUGCUUCUAAAUCCGGGGUUAUUGCAUUGCACGAAUCAUUAACUUAUGAAUUGGGCUCUCCCUCGUUAUCUUCAAGCGGAAUAAGAACCCUACUUAUUGCCCCAGGACAACUCCGCACUUCAAUGUUUGAAGGAGUACAAACCCCAUCGGAAUUACUAGCCCCAAAAUUGGAUCCUUCGUACGUUGCCAACAUCAUAUUUCAAGCAGUGAAUCGGGGACGGCGAGGAGAAAUCAAAAUACCCUUGUAUGGCAACUUCUUACCGAUAUUCAGGGCGCUUCCUUGGAGAAUCACUGAGGUGGCAAGAUACAUUUCUGGUAUUGAUUCCACCAUGAGAAAUUAUACAGAGAAACCGAACGAAAGUACUGACUCUAUCAGUUCUUUUAGUAGUAAUGAUUCUGAAACAUAA